AUGCGGCCAAAUCCAGCCGAUAAGGACCGCGAGGCGAUUGCUGUCGAGUUGAUGAAACCUGUAGCACUGGAUAGUAAUGUGAGAAGCCUUCAUCACCAUUCACAUUGGGUGCAGGAGUUAGUGAACCUGGUGAAAUGUUCUGAAGUGAUUCGAAAGAUCCACUUGGAGUUUGAAGUGGAGAUAGCGUGCAUUGGCGAAAAUUCAAGUCCUGACAGGGGAUUACGAUGUUUGGAUAUUAUUUAUGUGGGCACGCAGGCCGUAUGGACCUGGUGGAUACAAAUUUGGGACUGGCAACAACUCAAUAUCGUCCAAUUUGGUGUCAUAUUAUGUUUUCUUGGAAACGAUAAAUUGGUCACUGUUGGUGGUUCUCGACGGCAAUUUGAUUCCAUCGAGGACAUGUCUGAAGCAUGA
Molecule: messenger RNA, 411 nt
Organism: Suillus paluster
Lineage: Eukaryota; Fungi; Basidiomycota; Agaricomycetes; Boletales; Suillaceae
Exons: 5
Coding region: 1-411 (136 amino acids)
Source: RefSeq, a predicted model, not a curated record